AUGGCUUUGCGAUUGAGACGGAUACAUCUUCGGGCAAAGAACAAGAAAUCGCCGAAAGCAAAACGGAUAACAAAAAAGCGAAAAGCCAAGAAAAAUGGGACAGCGAAAAAAACUGAAGCAAAUGGAAAUAAAAGAAAGAUUUUUGCUCAAAAGCAGGCGAAAACAACAAAAGAACGAGGCAUUUCCCAUACAAAAGGCAAAAGAAAAGCGGCGUCAAGCUCUAAUGGAGAUUCACAAGCACGAGAUACGAUAGCAAUCGAGAUUGAAGAACCAACAAGCACUUCACGGCUUGAGACGAAAGGAGAUCGAGGAAAUGGUCGUGGAAUUGGUAUGGAGAAUUCACAUCCACCAAUCCGAAAAGUCGCUCGUCUCUUGCCAUUACAUGAUAAUACUUUAUCCCGAAUAUCAACACUUGUUUCACUGACAUCACUGCAUGAAAAACCAGAAAAAGAAGAAAAAAGAAUAGUUCGUGAUGAUCGAAAAUGGAUGAAAGAAGUCGCAUACAGAGAACAUUUACUUCGAAAGAACGAGCCCCCACCUCAAUCGCCACCAAAUUAUAGGAUAACGGUUGUAAAAGGAUCAAUCCCUAGGCAUCAUAUCCAUUCAGAAAAGACA
Messenger RNA from Mesorhabditis belari, 615 nucleotides. Lineage: Eukaryota; Metazoa; Nematoda; Chromadorea; Rhabditida; Rhabditidae. The record is from the annotation of a GenBank genome assembly.